This is a messenger RNA of Corticium candelabrum, 1343 nucleotides long. RefSeq names its product probable acyl-CoA dehydrogenase 6. Bases 3 to 1265 code for a protein of 420 amino acids. Gene Ontology annotation, molecular function: flavin adenine dinucleotide binding; acyl-CoA dehydrogenase activity. Lineage: Eukaryota; Metazoa; Porifera; Homoscleromorpha; Homosclerophorida; Plakinidae. The record is from RefSeq and is a predicted model, not a curated record. The transcript has a single exon.
UCAUGGUUUGGCCUGUUCUUCGUACGUUCACGUCCUGUUUGAGAGCUACCUUCAAUGUCAGAGCGAUAGGAUCACUUUCUGCAUCGUUUCAGCUAACAGACGAGGCCAUCUUCAGCGAUGAGCACGAGUCAAUGCGACGUUCUCUUCGAAAACUGAUCGACCAGCACAUCAACCCAUACGUAGAUGAUUGGGAAGAGGCCAAAUCUUUUCCAGCUCACCAGGUUUUUAAGAAACUAGGGGAAGCUGGCUUCCUAGGUGUGAGUAAACCUACGGAGUACGGGGGGCUGGGGCUGGACUUCUCGUUCAGUGCAGCAGUGGCUGAAGAGCUCGGUCACAUCACGUGUGGAGCCAUACCUAUGGCAAUCGGGGUUCAAGCUGAUAUGGCUACCCCCGCUCUCGCUCGUUUUGGAAGUGAUGAGAUGAAAAGAAAAUUUUUGGCACCGUCCAUAUCCGGGGAAUAUGUGGCGUGUGUGGGCGUGUCUGAGGCUGGAGCUGGUUCAGACGUGGCAAGCAUAAAAACGACAGCUCGACCAGCAGCUACAGGUGAUGACCUUAUUAUUAAUGGAGGGAAGCUGUGGACAACUAAUGGAGGUCAAGCUGAUUGGAUGUGUUUGCUUGCAAAUACAAGAGCUGGUGAUCCUCAUCGAAAUAAGUCACUAAUUUGUGUACCAAUGAAUACAAAAGGAGUUACAAUCAGUAGAAAUAUUGACAAGCUUGGAAACUGGGCUUCUGAUACGGUCGAGGUCGCUUUGGAGGAUGUGCGAGUGCCAAAGUCUCACAUCAUUGGUGAAGAAGGCAAAGGAUUUCAAUACCAAAUGAUGCAGUUUCAGGAGGAGAGAAUGUGUGCUACUGCUCUUAUCGUGAAACCUAUGCAGAGACUGAUUGAGCAAACUGUGGAUUACACUCGAAAUCGUAAGGCAUUUGGACGGGCUAUUCUUGACAAUCAAGUUGUUCAUUUUCGAAUAGCCGAGUUACAGUCAGAAUUAGAAGCCCUUCGUAGCCUUCACUACAGAUGCAUUGGACUGUAUAUAAAGGGCAGGGAUGUCACACCACUGGCAUCGAUGGCAAAGCUGAAAGCUGGACGAUUGGUUCGAGAGGUGACCGAUUCGCUUCUGCAGUAUUGGGGAGGAAUGGGCUACACAUCAGAAGUUGAAGUGAGUCGCCAGUAUCGUGAUGCAAGAGUUUUAUCGAUUGCUGGAGGUGCCGAUGAAGUAAUGCUAUCUAUCAUUUGCAAGUCGAUGAGGACAUUACCACAACGUUCAUAAGUAGGACAAGUGAUGGCUAAUAUAGUAGACUAUUUGUUUGUUUAGCACUAAUAAAUGCAAAUAAAAGUCACAAUCAAU